Microplitis mediator is the source of this 2573-nucleotide messenger RNA. RefSeq lists its product as uncharacterized. Gene Ontology annotation, cellular component: plasma membrane. Gene Ontology annotation, biological process: sensory perception of smell; detection of chemical stimulus involved in sensory perception of smell. NCBI's taxonomy places the organism in Eukaryota, Metazoa, Arthropoda, Insecta, Hymenoptera, Braconidae. Gene Ontology annotation, molecular function: odorant binding; olfactory receptor activity. The transcript is spliced from 10 exons. The record is from RefSeq and is a predicted model, not a curated record. The coding region runs from base 114 to 2573 and encodes 819 amino acids.
GCUUCUAGGAAACAAUUUUUUUUUUUCUAACAUGUAGCAUCAAAAAUUACGUAGUAGAAAAUUACUCAGUUGCAAUUUGCUCAUUAUCAUACAAUUUACCUGCUUAUGGAUAUAUGAGGGCUUUGUAUAUUAUAAAUAUGUCUGCGAAUAAAGUAUCUGAUUACACUACAUAUCGUGAAAUAACUAAAAAUUUAAUGACAAUAAGCGGCCUAUGGCCUUACAAAAAUUCAAAUAUUUUUUACCGGCUCAUACCAUAUAUCCAAAUAAGUAUAAAUUUAGGAAUGGCAUUAGUGAUACUUGGUUUUGUUCGUCAACAUUUUACAAAUAUUGCCCUAGUUACGCGUGGCUUAAGUAUUAUGACAAGUUUUUUAACGGUUAUUAUAAAGGUAAUUUGUAUGUUGAUAAACCAGAAAGAUUUAGUGGAGUUACACAAUAAUCUUGAUCCAUACUUUAAUGAAUUACUAAAAAAUUCAAAACUAUUGAAGCUUAUUUUGAAAAAAGUCAAAAUCUUUAGACUUUUAUCAUUGGCUUUAGUUUUUUGCGUUCUUUUUUCUGUGUUAUUUUAUGUUGCUACCCCACUAAUUUUUAUAAUAAAACGUCAUUAUCAUCAUAUAAAAAUAACAAAAUAUCCACUGAUUUACCCGAGCGGCUACCCGUGGAAAGUAACAUCAAGUGGAUUUAUUUAUCAAAUUCAUUUCGCUUUUGAAUUUCUUGCUUCAUUAGCAUUAUUUUUCGUAACAACAAGUAUCGAUUCUCUGUUUACCCUUUAUAUUUUUCAAAUGAUCGGACAAUUACGUGAAAUUUCUUAUCGCAUCACUCAUAUUGAUGAAGACGAAAAUGAAAAUAAAGACAGUGUAGUUCGCAAAUGUGUCAUUCAGUAUGAAAAAUUAAUGAGAUGCCGUGAAAUACUCGAGACAAUUUAUGGACCAGUGAUUCUUUGGAUCAUGGGAACCAACGCUAUUGUGCUUUGUACUCUAUUAUUUCAGAUAUCACAGAUGAAAAGUAUAUCUAUCAUACGAGGAUUAUUAUUCACAACAUACAUUGCAUUGAAAAUGAUUCAGACAUUUAUGUACGCUUGGAGUGGAUCGAGUUUAACUGAAGAGAGUGAAAAUUAUAAACACGCUGUUUAUGCUGCCAAUUGGUAUGGGAAUAAACGUCUUAUGGACUCUGUAAUUAUCACACUUUCGCAGAAGCCACUGACUUUGACCGCUUGCAAUUUUUCAGUUGUUUCUGUUGACAUUUUCGUUAUGGUUCUCAAUACAACGGUGUCAUAUUUUUUCCUAUUACAAACACUUGAUGAUCUACAAAGUAGCAUUGGGAAUUGCGUAGUAGAAAAUUACCCAGAUGCAAUUUGCUCAUUAUCAUACGAUUUACCUGCUUAUGGAUAUACGAGGGAUUUGUACACUGUAAAUAUGUCGGAGAACAAAGUAUCUGAUUAUAUUAUGUAUCGUGAAGUUACUAAAAAAUUAAUGACCAUUAUCGGACUAUGGCCUUACGAAAAUUCAAGUUUUUUUUAUCGACUUGUUCCAUACAUUCAAAUGGGUUUAAAUUUAGGAAUGGCAUUAGCAAUAUUUGGUUUUGUUCUUGAACAUUUUCCAAAUAUUGCUCUAGUUACUCGCGGUUUAAGUAUUAUGACAAGUUUUAUUACUGUUAUUUUGAAGGUUGCAUGCUUAGUAAUAAAUCAAAAAGAUUUAAUGGAACUACAUACGAAUCUCGACCCACACUUCAAUAGAUUAUUAAAUGACUCAAAACUAACUGAACUUAUUUUGAAAAAAGUUAAAAUAUAUAGAUUUUUAUCAUGGGCAUUAACCUUUUGUGUUUUUACUUGUCUAACAGCUUAUAUUAUUGCUCCAUUAGUUUUUAUAAUUAAUUGUUACUUUAAUAAAACAAAAAUAACAAAAUAUCCAUUGGUAUACCCGAGUACGUAUCCAUGGAAAAUAAUAUCUAAUGGAUUUGUGUAUAAACUUCACUUUAUUUUUGAAACGCUUGCAACGUCAGCUUUAUUCUUUGUUACAACGAGUGUAGAUUCUCUAUUUACGCUGUAUAUUUUUCAAAUGGCUGGGCAACUACGAGAAAUGUCUUACAGCAUUACUCAUAUUGAAAACGAAAGUGACGGACAUGCUGUGAUAGGCAAAUGUGUUAAUCAGUAUGAAAAAUUAAUGAGAUGCCGUGAAAUACUUGAGACAAUUUAUGGACCAGUGAUUCUUUGGAUUAUGGGAACUAAUGCUAUUGUACUUUGUACACUAUUGUUUCAAAUAUCACAGAUGAAAAGUAUAUCUAUUAUACGAGGGUUAUUAAUUGGUGCAUAUGUUGGAUUAAAGAUGGUGCAAACAUUUAUGUAUGCAUGGAGUGGAUCAUGUUUAACAGAGGAGAGUGAAGACUAUAGAGAUGCUGUUUAUGCUGCCAAUUGGUACGGAGAUAAACAUUUUAUGGACUCAGUAAUCAUUACACUUUCUCAAAAACCAUUAACUUUGACCGCUUGUAAUUUCGCCUUAGUCACUGUUGAUAUUUUUGUCAAGGUUCUCAAUACGACGAUAUCAUAUUUUUUUCUGUUACAAACCAUUGACGAAUAA